This is a messenger RNA of Colletotrichum scovillei, 189 nucleotides long. RefSeq lists its product as uncharacterized. The transcript has a single exon. The record is from RefSeq and is a predicted model, not a curated record. Bases 1 to 189 code for a protein of 62 amino acids. Lineage: Eukaryota; Fungi; Ascomycota; Sordariomycetes; Glomerellales; Glomerellaceae.
AUGAAGACAUCUAUCGCUUACAUCAUCGCCGCGGCCCUCUUCGGAGCUACGCAGGCUGCCAUCACCCCGAUGAACAACAUCAUUCGCCACGAGUACAACCUCAACGCCAGAGCCGGUGUACACGGCAACGUUGAGAGAGACGAGCCCGCCGUGGCCCCCGAGGGCGAUGUUUUACAGCCCAUUGUCUAA